AUGGGUAUCGAUCUGAACAGCCACCACGUGAAGGGCACUCACCGCAGUGCCCCCAAGAGCGACAACGUCUACCUCAAGCUCUUGGUGAAGCUCUACCGCUUCCUGGCUCGCCGAACUGACGCCUCCUUCAACAAGGUUGUUCUCCGACGUCUCUUUACGUCCAAGAUCAACCGCCCUCCCGUUUCCCUGUCCCGAAUUGUCGCCAACAUCAACAAGGAGGGUGAGAAGCGAACCGUCGUCAUCGUCGGCACCGUCACCGAUGACAACAGACUCCUCGAGUUCCCCAAGGUGUCCGUCGCUGCCCUGCGAUUCACCUCCACCGCCCGCGCCCGCAUUAUUGCUGCCGGUGGUGAGGCCAUCACCCUGGAUCAGCUUGCUCUCCGUGCCCCCACCGGUGGCAACACCCUGAUCCUCCGUGGCCCCAAGAACGCCCGUGAGGCCGUCAAGCACUUCGGCUUUGGCCCCCACAAGCACAAGAAGCCCAAGAUCGAGUCCAAGGGCCGCAAGUUCGAGCGUGCUCGUGGCCGAAGACGUUCGCGCGGUUUCAAGGUCUAA
Messenger RNA from Fusarium keratoplasticum, 555 nucleotides. RefSeq names its product 60S ribosomal protein L18-B. Gene Ontology annotation, biological process: translation. Gene Ontology annotation, molecular function: structural constituent of ribosome; RNA binding. The transcript is spliced from 4 exons. The record is from RefSeq and is a predicted model, not a curated record. Gene Ontology annotation, cellular component: ribosome; cytosolic large ribosomal subunit. The coding region runs from base 1 to 555 and encodes 184 amino acids. NCBI's taxonomy places the organism in Eukaryota, Fungi, Ascomycota, Sordariomycetes, Hypocreales, Nectriaceae.